AUGGUGUACCUUAGUUCGUUUCUUCGCGCGGCUGCAACGGCUGGGGCGAAGACCACGACGAAUUUGACGGGUUUGAAGAUAGCCAAGAAUCCUCAUCAUCAUCUGACUGGGAUGUAUACCAAGACCCUGCGAGCCUUGGCUAAGAUGCCGGAAGAUGCUGCUUACAGACAAUACACGGAGCAGAUCAUCUCUGAACGAUUGAACGCUGUGAAAGCUGAGCCGGACUUGGCUGCUUUGGAAGCGAAAAUCAACUGCGGACAGAUUGAAGAGGUGUUGAUCCAGGCGGAAAACGAAUUGUUCCUCGCUCGGAAGAUGUUGGAGUGGAAGCCCUGGGAACCGCUUGUGGAAGAGCCGCCCAAGAACCAGUGGAAGUGGCCCAUGUGA
Messenger RNA from Notodromas monacha, 384 nucleotides. The record is from the annotation of a GenBank genome assembly. Lineage: Eukaryota; Metazoa; Arthropoda; Ostracoda; Podocopida; Cyprididae.